UUUGUCGAUAUCACUUGCGACUUUCGAGAGCUAUUUUUAUUUUUUUUCCUAGUCAGGUUUGUUCCAUUUGCUUGCUUUUCAAUUUCGUUAGAAGUUGUUUUCUAAUAUUCAAAGUUUUCAAGUUUUAAGUCCUUUUUUCGCAAAAUGAACGGCGGCGGAAAAAACGGAAACCGUAGCUGGACCGAAAGCGCUCCGCAGCGAAGCCUGAAUGGGACUUUGAUGCCCAGCAAGAUCUUUAUUGGCGGACUAGCUCCUCAGACCAAUAAGGAGCAUGUCCAGCACGCGCUCCGCCAGUACGGUCCGAUUGUGGAUAUCAAUGUGAUUACGGAUAAAUCGCUGUUCGCGCGUAACGGUGAACCGCGUCGGUAUGCUUUUGUCGAAUUCGGUUUCGCUGAGGACGUGGAUCGAGUGUUGCGCGUGUUUCAGCGGACUUUUUUGGAAAUUCAUGGUCGUCGUUUGAAUGUGGCUAAAGCCUACCGUCGUCCAUCGACGUUUGGAAAAAUCUUCCGUCCGGACGAUGCGCCCGUGCUGCCCAAGGCGGAACAGCUGCCACCGGGAAUUGGUGUGGUGACGGUCCAUCCGGAGGCGUACAACAAGGGCUACGUCCCGCCGGGGAUCCAGAACGCGCAGUGGGCCAUGCUCCCGGGUCAGCAGCCGCUGCAGCCUAACGGAAUGCCGCUGUUUCCGAAUGUUCACGGCGGGAUGUUUGGGGUGCCGUAUUACAACAACGCGUUCUAUAUGACUCCCAAUGGACUGCCGUAUCAGUAUUCUGGAUUCGGUUACGGAAUGGGGAACCAGGUGCCGCUGCUGAAUGGCGCCAACACGGCCACGGCUGGCCCAGGACUGACCCCGUAUCCAGCUGCCACACCGUCGCCCAACGGGUCUAGUGGAUCCAGCGGCGUCUCCUCGUUGGGGACGCCGACCGGCGUCUUCAUGGGCUCACCGCCGCGUCCGGACAUGUUUGAGCGCACCAUGGGAAUGCAUAACGGAUAUUACUACGGUGCUCCGGGACCGAUUCCCAUGGACGGCGGCCAGAUGUACGGCGGGAUGCCGAAUUUCUUCCCGCCGAUGCCGGCUUUCGUGCCGCAGCCUCAGUUUGCUUAGAAACGGAUCUCCGACGUGCCAGACCAAAAACUGUAUGCAGUUUAGUUAUUCCUUUGUUGUUGCAUUUUUUCUCUUUAGUUGUAAUCUCCGUUAAAAAUCGGAUCUUCGUUUGAGUAUAGGGACUAGGGCGUUGUUUCGUUUUGGCGUUGCUUAUGUGCGGAAAGUGUUGUCAUUUAUUGUCAACGGUGCGCCAAAACGGUGACAAGAGAUUAGUAUUUUUGGGAUUAUUCGAAGAAUUUUGUACAAUUGAUCUACACGAUAUGUAUUUGUCCGGCAUUCUGAUGCGGAGUAUUUUUGCGAGAUUUAUACGCUUGGUCAAUUAAAAAGUUUCU
This is a messenger RNA of Paramacrobiotus metropolitanus, 1436 nucleotides long. RefSeq lists its product as uncharacterized. Gene Ontology annotation, molecular function: RNA binding. The transcript has 7 exons. Lineage: Eukaryota; Metazoa; Tardigrada; Eutardigrada; Parachela; Macrobiotidae. The record is from RefSeq and is a predicted model, not a curated record. The coding region runs from base 145 to 1104 and encodes 319 amino acids.